AUGAAGACCAACAGAGCUCCGUCUUCUCCAGCAGCUUCACCCGUCUCCAUCAGACAUGUCGGCCUCUGGUUCUUCUCCCACAGCCUCGCCGUCCGGCAGCCUGCUGGUUGUCACAAAGGUCGUCCAAACCGACACACAUAUUUUACCUCCACCUCCUCCACCUCCACCGCCUCCGGGGACGACCUCCAUCCUCCCUGCAAACAACUACACCUGCAACAAAGGACGACCCGUCCUCUUUGGGAUGGUGCAGGUCAUCGCCGCUCUGUCGAUCCUCACAUUAGGAAUCCAGAUGUUGUCAGAUUCAGAAAACUGUCCGUUUCCAGCGGCGCCUUCAUCUGGGGGCCGGUGGUGUUCAUCACAGCUGGAUGUCUGACGGCGGCUGCUGGGAUGUCACCGAGCAGCUUGCUGAUCAAAUUGGCUGAAGGCUUCAAUAUUUUUGCAGCAUUGACUGCAAUUGCCACCGUCUGCAUCUUCGUCCUGGAUACUUCUGGCGUUAUGAUCACCACAUGGCCUCCCGUUGGAAACAAUUUCCCAGAUGAGGCUCCGUACUCAGGUAUUGCAAGUAUUUUAUGCUUCGUGGAGUUUACCAGCUGCAUGCAAGUUUCCUUUGGCUUGUGCAGAGAUUGCUGUAACCUCAGAGGUCAGAGGCCUCCGGCGUACAGCAGCAUCGUGAGCCAUUGCCACGAAGUCUCCACCUCAGAACCUCCAUCACUUUGUGUAGAUUUAGAGCACAAAUAUGAUUAACGCAGCAGUGAAAGCAAUUUAUUUACAACAAGACGCUGUUUCAUCAGGAGCUGAAGAUUAAAUUCUUGCAGAGAACGGAACACUGAUGUUAUUAAGAUGAAGCUUCACGUCACACUGAUCUGAUUUAGUCCAACACUUAACUGAUCACAUCCAGAUAUUUACGGAGAAAUCUGAUCAAAUAUGUUCAUUUACUGAAACUGAGCUCAGAUCAGCUGAUAAAACUGUCAAACUGUUAAAAAGGAAUAUUGUUCCUUCAUAACAGAAACCUUUUGAUGUUUUAAAUGUUUAAUGAAACACCGCUAACUGAAUCAUUAAUCUAUUUUUCUUCUUUCGUCUUGAUUUAAC
Anoplopoma fimbria (sablefish) is the source of this 1089-nucleotide messenger RNA. It is a transcript of the gene ms4a17a.1, whose product is annotated as membrane-spanning 4-domains, subfamily A, member 17A.1. NCBI's taxonomy places the organism in Eukaryota, Metazoa, Chordata, Actinopteri, Perciformes, Anoplopomatidae. The record is from RefSeq and is a predicted model, not a curated record. The transcript is spliced from 7 exons. The coding region runs from base 1 to 744 and encodes 247 amino acids.